Molecule: messenger RNA, 210 nt
Organism: Epithele typhae
Lineage: Eukaryota; Fungi; Basidiomycota; Agaricomycetes; Polyporales; Epitheliaceae
Exons: 2
Coding region: 1-210 (69 amino acids)
Source: RefSeq, a predicted model, not a curated record
AUGUUCUCCAAGCUCUUCAUUGCUUCCGCCGCCCUCAGCUUCGCCGACCCCUCCCACGCGAGUCCCGUCCCCGACGAGCUUGGUCCCUCGGUCCUGCCCCCACAGCAGCUCAACGGCCUGCUUGGCGUCGCGAUCAGCGACCUGAAUGUCAUCGUCGGCGUCAGCUGUGUUCCGAUCAGCGUAAUUGGUGUCGAAACUGGCAGCACCUAG